This is a messenger RNA of Ochotona princeps (American pika), 2674 nucleotides long. It is a transcript of the gene CAST, whose product is annotated as calpastatin. Gene Ontology annotation, molecular function: calcium-dependent cysteine-type endopeptidase inhibitor activity. The record is from RefSeq and is a predicted model, not a curated record. NCBI's taxonomy places the organism in Eukaryota, Metazoa, Chordata, Mammalia, Lagomorpha, Ochotonidae. The transcript is spliced from 33 exons. Bases 73 to 2523 code for a protein of 816 amino acids. Gene Ontology annotation, cellular component: cytoplasm.
CCUCGGUGCUCCUAGCCCUGCCCUCGGCCAGUCUCAGCCAAGCCUUCCCGGAGGCAACAUCGCAGCUUCAGCAUGUCCCAGCCGGGCCAAAAACCUGCUGCCUCUCCGAGACCCCGGCGUGCCAGGCACACGCAGGAGCAUGUUAAUGAGAAAGCCAGUGGAUCGUCUUCUAAACCAGGAGAAAAGAAAGGAUCCGAUGAGGGCCGGACUCAAGAUCUCUAUGUCCAAAGAGGCAGACUGUCUUUUGGUCUUGAACCUGAAAGGCUGACCUCCUACUUCAAAAGGAAGAAGAGAGGAUUUUACAGUCUUGAGAAAAAAGCAGCCAGCCUUGGGAGCAGUGAACCUUCCAGAACCCAUGCUGAUGGAGCAGCUGCCGUGACCAAGGUGUCAGCUUCCCCUGGUGCAGCCAGCAAGCCCGCCAGCAUGAAUCCUACGGGAGCCAAGGUGGAAGGACCACAUUCUCCUGACAAGAAGAGACACAGAAGACAGACUGCAAAAACAGAGAAGUCACAACCAACCCAGACCACCGAUGGUCCCGAGAAAAAGCCCCGAGAAGCUAAGCCAAAGGAACAACCCGAGCCAAAAAGCUCUUCUAGACACACAUCCGAGCAAGGAAGCAAGGAUGGUUCUAAGGAGAAGGAGCCGUCUGCACCAGAGAAAGCAGCAGAGCCAAAGACUAAAGCACGGGACACGAUAUCUGCUGGUGAGAAGAAUGUUGCUGCUGGGAUAACCGCAACACCUGGAAAACCAGAUGACCAGAAGAAGCAAAAGAAACCAUUGGCAGCCGCUGCACCAGCUGAACCAAAGCCGGAUAAGCCGUCGGGAAAGUCAGACAUGGAUGCUGCUUUGGAUGACCUAAUAGACACGUUAGGAGAUCCUGGCGAGACAAAUGAAGAUACUACGCCUUACACAGGACCAGAAAUCUCAGACCCCAUGAUUUCCACCUACCUAGAGGAACUGGGUAAAAGAGAAGGUACAAUUCCUCCAGAAUACAGAGAGCUUCUGGCCAAAAAAACAGGGAUCACAGUGCCUCCACCAGACUCUUCGGAGUCCAUGGGACCCGAUGAUGCCAUCAACGCCCUGUCGUCCGACUUCACCUGCCCCUCUCCUGCGGCCGGCGCGAAGGAAGCCAAGAAAGAGAAAUCUGAAGGAGAGGUUUUAAAAGCUGAAUCAGCCAAAGUAAUCAAAAGUGCAGCCCCACCCCAAGAGAAGAAAAGAAAAGUGGAGGAGGAUGCCAUGAGUGACCAAGCAUUGGAGGCCCUGUCGGCUUCCCUGGGCACCCGGAUACCAGAACCCGAGCUUGACCUCAGCUCCAUUAAGGAAGUGGCCGAGUCAAAAGCUAAAGAAGAGAAAGUCGAGAAGUGCGGUGAGGAUGAUGAGACUGUACCAGCCGAGUACAGACUGAAGCCAACCACGGAUAAAGAUGGGAAGCCACUGUUACCAGAGCCUGAAGAGAAACCGAAGGUGCGGAGUGAGUCGGAACUCAUCGAUGAGCUUUCCGAAGGAUUCAGCCGCACGAAAUGGAAAGACAAACAGUCGAAGCCAGCUGAAAACACAGAGGACUCCAAGGCCGCUGCAUCCGCUCCAGUGACGGAAGCCGUGGGCCGGACCUCCAUGUGCAGCGUGCAGUCGGCCCCCGCCAAGCCUGCCUCCCAGAAGGGCCGGGUGCCAGAUGACGCCGUGGACACCCUGGCCAGCAGCCUGGGAAGGAAGGAAGCAGACCCAGAGGAUGGAAAACCUGUGGCGGAUCAAACCAAGGAGAAAGCCAAGGAAAAAGACCGAGAAAAGCUUGGUGAAAAGGAAGAAACGAUCCCCCCCGAUUAUAGAUUGGAAGAGGUUAAGGAUAAAGAUGGAAAACCACUCCCACCAGCAGAGCCCAAGGCAGAGUUUCCAGCCAUGACCGAGGACGAUCUACUGGAUGCCUUGUCUGAGGACUUCGGGAGUUUGUCAAAAGCAUCGCCACUGAAAUUCGACGAUGCCAAACUCGCCGCCGCCGUCUCUGAAGUGGUCUCCCACACACCAGCGCCUGUCACCCACGCUGCAGCCCCGCCCCCUCACGCACAGCCUAGUGACAAAGAGCUUGACGAUGCUUUGGACAAACUUUCUGACAGUCUUGGGCAAAGGCAGCCUGAUCCAGAUGAGAACAAACCAAUGGAGGAUAAAGUGAAGGAGAGAGCCAAAAAGGAGCAUAGAGACAAGCUUGGGGAGAGAGAUGACACCAUCCCCCCCGAGUACAGACACCUGCUGGACCAGGGUGACAAGGACAAACCGGAGAAGCCAACUACAAAGAAAUCAAAGGAAAUGAAGAAGCCGGCAGGUGAACAGGACCCCAUUGAUGCUCUCUCAUCAGACCUGGACAGCUGCCCUUCAGCCACAGAGACCUCACAGGACGCCAAGAAGGAAAAGAGCAAGAAGACAGUGUCCAGUUCCAAAGCGGGCAAACAUGCAGACAAAGCAAAGGAUUCCACAAAGACGACAGAGGAAACCUCCAAGCCAAAAAAGAAUGAAAAAACUACGAGUUAAAGUUUACGUGGUUUGGUACCUCAAAUCUUCAACUGGUGGAUGGUGACUUUUGAAGAAUAAAAAAGGCUUUUGAAACAGAAACGUUUUUCUGGGUAGCUUCUAAACAGUGGCGUUGAGCCUUGUCAUCCUAUGCAUUGGUUGUUGCGCAUUU